GGUGGUCUAACGUUCAAACCAACGAUUUUAAAUAAAUUGGACGCAGAAAAUGAUGUUAUACAUCUGGAACCAAAGACGCUGAAUGAUCCAGACGGUUCAUGAAGUGGGACUUCCGCGACUGAGUGGUGACUAAAUUUGCAUCUCCAUGAAUGAAGGCAUGAAGCAGUGACAACAGUCAAAAUCCAACAACCAAACUUAAUUGAAAAUGGAUAAAUUACAUUUUUUGGGAUUGUCAUGUACUAGUAUGUACACAUACACUUUAAGAAACAUCAACUCCAAUAAUUGUUGCCGACUCCUAAAAAUGAGGUCAGACAAUCUACGGCAAUUCAAAAGAUACAAACACUUGUGUCAAUUAUCCAAGACAUCUUCUGUAACUUCUGACUUGACUAAAUGUUCAAAUCUGAUUCACAAACAGACAUUUCAGAACUGGAAUUCCCUGUCCAUGGUUAUAUCUUCAAGUUGUCUCCCUUCUUCCAAAUCAGCUGCUGAUCAUUAUCGGAGAAUUUCGACAUUUUCACAUCAUUUUAAUGUCAAUAAAGAUGAUGAUAUACUAAAGGAUGAUCUAUAUUUAAAAGACCUUCUAAAAGAGAUCAGAGAAGAUUUUACUUCAUAUACCAAAUCAAAUAAACCCUUGCAAUCUCCAGAUAAUGCUGAACAGGAUAAAAUAAAAUCUUUAGAAGAAAAUAAUGACAAAAUAACAGACGAAGAAAAAAUUCAAGAAGACAUCAGUAGCAGUGAAAAUGAAUCCUCAUCUUCAAGUGAUAGCUCCGACUCAGAUGGUAAGGUGGGGGAUUUUGAGUCUGACAGCAAUGCUAGCAAUAAACUUUCACAGGAAGGACAUGUCCAAGCCAACCCAACAGCGCCUGAUGGUUUAGACAUAGGGGGCUUCAUUAGUCUGGAUGACUUUGAAGAAGUAGAGGAGUUUCCAGAUACAUUUGAACCGGAAGAAGUUCCGAAAUGGAAAUCACCAAUUGACCUGAAAAGAGGGGUAACAGGUGUCUAUGAUAUUGAAGAGCUGGUGGUUUUACUGAAGGCUGACAAUGCCAAAGAUGUGUGUGUGAUACGUAUGCCAGAUCACCUAAAGCUUGGUGAUUACAUUGUUAUUGUGACUGCCUGGUCCUAUCGCCAUAUGAAAGCCAUCACUAAAAAUGUGGUCACCACCUUUAAGUUAAAGAUGAAUGUGUCGGAUAAAUACCCAUUGGUUUCUGGAGAAGAUGAAGGAGAAUGGGUUGCCUUUGAUCUAGGUAACAUCCUACUGCACAUAUUUAGAGAAGAAGUACGCGAAAAGUAUGACCUUGAAACUCUCUGGGCUGUGGGGCCUAAGUUUGACAGUAAAUGUGAAGAAAUCAGUAACACAUAUAUACUAGAAGACACUGAUAUGAACUGGCUACAAGAAUUUUACAAGGAGAAAGAAGAAGAUUAAGGAGAAGCUUUAUAUGGGUCCAGAAGUACAAUUAGGCAGUCUGCAAGUCGUUUUAAAAACAUUAUUUUCGAUCAAACUGGGACUUAAUUUUCACCUAUGUUUUCGAUUACA
This is a messenger RNA of Ylistrum balloti, 1534 nucleotides long. RefSeq lists its product as uncharacterized. Bases 206 to 1423 code for a protein of 405 amino acids. Gene Ontology annotation, cellular component: mitochondrion. Gene Ontology annotation, biological process: negative regulation of translation; negative regulation of ribosome biogenesis. The record is from RefSeq and is a predicted model, not a curated record. Gene Ontology annotation, molecular function: ribosomal large subunit binding. Lineage: Eukaryota; Metazoa; Mollusca; Bivalvia; Pectinida; Pectinidae. The transcript is spliced from 5 exons.